AUGCAGCGUAUCUUGCUGAACUUCAUUUGGAAUGCUCUGCAAUGCUGGAACGGCGGUAAACCUGUGACCGUUUGCAUUACCGCCAUAUGGCCAUCAUUCGCAAAGAUCCCCAACACUCUCAGCGCCAGCACACCGACGACGACAUAUGAACUCACUGGGUUCAUUGUCUUCUGGGUCGUAUCAAUACCAUUCCUCUUCAUCCGGCCCGAGCGUUUUAAGAACCCUUUCUUCAUCUCAUCUGUCGCAUGUGGUGCGGGCAUGGUGGCUCUGCUUAUCUGGUCGCUCACCGUCGCAAAGGGUGUCGGCCCCAUCUUCUAUCAAGGCCAGAGCGUCUCUUCUAGUUCUCGCUGGAGCGUCUCAUGGCUGAUGAUGGCGGGUAUCAACCAAGCCAUUGGUCAAAAGGCUGCCGGUAUGACCAACAGCAGUGACUUCCUCGUGUCUGUCUACUGGAUCACUGGUGUGCUGGUCUGUCUUGGCGGAUUGGUCACCACCGCAGCCUGUCAGAAGAUCUACGGAAGCAUUUGGUGGAACCCUCCCGACCUGUUGAUGGUCAUGAUGGAUCACGGCGAAGGCUCCUCUGCAUCUCGCGCCGGAGUCUUCUUCCUCGCCGGCUUGUUUCCUCGCUACAUCGACAUCCGCCGCGGCGCCCUCAUCACCUUCUUCGCCGCCUGGAUCAUCCAGCCCUGGCAGCUGAUCAACCAGGCCGCCACCUUCGUUGCCGUCCUCAACUCCUUCGCCGUCUUCCUCGCGCCCAUCAUGGGCGUCAUGGUCUGCGACUUCUUCUUCCUGCGCCAGCGCAAGGUCAAGCUGUCGCACCUGUUCCACCCCGAGUGUUGGCAAGUACAACCCUCGCCAUUAAAAGGCUACUUUAGUUAUCCCCCACGGGGCACAUAG
This is a messenger RNA of Diaporthe citri, 894 nucleotides long. RefSeq lists its product as uncharacterized. Gene Ontology annotation, cellular component: plasma membrane. Lineage: Eukaryota; Fungi; Ascomycota; Sordariomycetes; Diaporthales; Diaporthaceae. The record is from RefSeq and is a predicted model, not a curated record. Gene Ontology annotation, biological process: transmembrane transport; nucleobase transport. The coding region runs from base 1 to 894 and encodes 297 amino acids. The transcript is spliced from 5 exons. Gene Ontology annotation, molecular function: nucleobase transmembrane transporter activity.